UCUUUAUUUCUCCUAUCUAAAUUCGAAAGUGAGCAAUAGCAGCCAGAAAUUGGAAAACAGACACCCACGCUACUCAGAUAUUUGUUGGUAUAACCCCAACUCUUGGAAACAUCAUCCACUCUCUUCUCUUUCACCACUUCAUUCACCAAACAUCCUAAUCAUCCAUUUCUGGUAAUAUAACAACAAAAGCUACCUAGGUAAGAAUGGCAAGAAAGAAGAUACCGAUCAAGAAGAUCGACAACAUAAACGCGCGGCAAGUAACAUUCUCAAAGAGGAGAAAAGGUCUUUUCAAAAAGGCUCAGGAACUGUCAACUCUCUGUGAUGCUGAGAUUGCUCUCAUAGUCUUUUCCGCAACCAGCAAGCUCUUUGAGUACGCCAGUUCAAGCAUGCAACAAAUAAUUGAAAGGCGUGAUCAGCAUUCAGGUGUUCAAGGAUCAGACAUUCCAUCCACUGGAAAACAGCUUGGAAGUAGCUCUUUUGACAUGCUGCACAAGGAAAUAGAAGAGAAGACUCAUGAACUGUGUCAGUUGAACGGAGAAGACUUGCAAGGAUUGACAUUACAAGAGUUGCAGAAACUGGAGGAACUUCUCCUAAAACGUUGGAUAACUAUUUCAAAAAUUAAGGAAGAAAAAAUGACACAAGAGAUCAACAGCCUUAAAACAAAGGAGGCCGAACUUACAGAAGAGAACCAGAAACUGAAGCAGAAGUUGGUUCCAGAACAGUGUUUUGAGUCAAUUACUAGCAGUUCAUAUGAUUUUCCUCCAGACAAUGGUAGUUCUGACACAUCUCUCAAGUUGGGGCUGUGUUUAUUUGAGUGAAAUGGUUCGAGUGAACAGAUUAGCUUCCAUUUCUGUAUGGAAAGACAAGAUCAAUGUUGUUUUUGGAAUUUGACAAACAAUUUGCUUUUGAGAGUAGCAGCUGGAAAUUUUCACAGCUGGGGCAACUUAUUUUGUAACCUAAACAGAACAUCGUACUUGUCAUUAUGCCAUAGUGGCAGGUUAAACAGAUAGGAAUA
This is a messenger RNA of Vigna radiata var. radiata (mung bean), 1015 nucleotides long. Its product is annotated as MADS-box protein JOINTLESS-like. Bases 204 to 818 code for a protein of 204 amino acids. Lineage: Eukaryota; Viridiplantae; Streptophyta; Magnoliopsida; Fabales; Fabaceae. The transcript has 9 exons. Gene Ontology annotation, biological process: positive regulation of transcription by RNA polymerase II. Gene Ontology annotation, molecular function: DNA-binding transcription factor activity, RNA polymerase II-specific; RNA polymerase II cis-regulatory region sequence-specific DNA binding; protein dimerization activity. Gene Ontology annotation, cellular component: nucleus. The record is from RefSeq and is a predicted model, not a curated record.